Messenger RNA from Rotaria sp. Silwood1, 585 nucleotides. NCBI's taxonomy places the organism in Eukaryota, Metazoa, Rotifera, Eurotatoria, Philodinida, Philodinidae. The record is from the annotation of a GenBank genome assembly.
AUGGUUAUAUCUACUGUGAAACAAUUGAUACAAGACAAAGAAGGUAUUCUUCCACAACAUUUAAUGUUUGCUGGUAAAUUACUAGAAGACAACAUAACUCUUCGAGAGUAUAAAAUACAGAAUGAAUGUACGAUCUUCUUGAUGGUAAGUUGUUGGAAUGGAAUAUGUCAUUUUACCAGGGGACGACAAGAUUUCCGUCUUUUGCCACCUACAGUAGUCCAAGCAAUACAAAAUCUUCUUACAUUCGAAUUCAAACAUGUGAAUAAUCCUGAAAGUUUAUUACCAAAUGAACUACAAACUUAUGUUCUACAAGCACAAGUUCUACUUUCAAAAUUAUUCCAUGAAAUUAAAGAUUUUCGGAUAUCCAAUGAGGUUCCAAAUUUAAAAAACAUUAUAUUAUCGACUCCUGCUAGUACUGAAGAUGAAAAUAAUGGUGAAGAAGAUGAUAUCUCAAAUGAGAUAUUUCGUAGUGCUCAUCAAUUAUAUUCAAAUAAUAAUGAAUUUCAUAAUUUAUCAUUUUAUGUUCGAUAUAAUCGUGCAAAACAAGGAAAUCUUAAGAUAGAAGAUCUAGCAGUCGAUAUUUAA